AUGAUAAGACCCAUGCUUAGUCCCAUGCUCAGUCCCAUGCUCAGUCCCACGCUCAGUCCCAUGCUCAGUCCCAUGCUCGGUCCCAUGAUGCUCAAAUCCAUGCUCAGACCCAUGCUCAGACCCAGUAACACUGUCUGCUUCCUUCCUCGCCCUCUCUCCAACCCUUUCCCCCCUGCAAGGCAGCGCACUGCUGCUAAUGUCGGUGGUGGACGCACAGCGAGGGCGAAUGUGGUGGAGGGGGCAGGGAUCGACAACAGUGUGAUUGUAACAGCAGCAGCGGUGCAUGCAGCACCUGCAGCAAUGGCACCUGCAGCACUGCUGGCUGCGCAUGGAACCCAAGCCAAGGCAGCAGGCGAGGGGGCAGUAGAGGAGGAAGCAAGUGGUGGUAGUGGUGUGGCAGCCGAUGCCCUUCACAGCUCACCGCCUGGUUGA
This is a messenger RNA of Closterium sp. NIES-65, 432 nucleotides long. The record is from the annotation of a GenBank genome assembly. NCBI's taxonomy places the organism in Eukaryota, Viridiplantae, Streptophyta, Zygnematophyceae, Desmidiales, Closteriaceae.